Messenger RNA from Phyllostomus discolor (pale spear-nosed bat), 1401 nucleotides. It is a transcript of the gene PECR, whose product is annotated as peroxisomal trans-2-enoyl-CoA reductase. Gene Ontology annotation, molecular function: trans-2-enoyl-CoA reductase (NADPH) activity. NCBI's taxonomy places the organism in Eukaryota, Metazoa, Chordata, Mammalia, Chiroptera, Phyllostomidae. The record is from RefSeq and is a predicted model, not a curated record. The transcript is spliced from 8 exons. Bases 60 to 971 code for a protein of 303 amino acids. Gene Ontology annotation, biological process: phytol metabolic process. Gene Ontology annotation, cellular component: peroxisome.
UCCUUUUAACUCCGUACAAAAGUUGUCCUGCUCUGAGCGCCUUCAUACCCACAGUGAUCAUGAGUCCUCCGGCCAAGCGUAAGAGCUGCCUGGCGCCCGGCUUGCUGCAGAAUCUAGUGGCCAUCGUCACCGGCGGGGGCACGGGCAUCGGAAAGGCCAUCGCGGGCGAGUUGCUGCAGCUGGGCUGUUAUGUGGUCAUUGCAUCCCGCAAGUUUGAUGUAUUAAAAUCUACUGCGAAUGAACUGAAGGCCAGGCUGCCUGCCACCCACCAGUCUCAAAUCACCCCUAUAAAAUGCAACAUCCGAAACGUAGAGGAGGUAAAUGAUUUGGUCAAAUCCACCUUGGAUAUUUAUGGGAGGAUUGAUUUUUUGGUGAACAAUGGAGGAGGCCAGUUCCUGGCUCCUGCGGAGGACAUCAGCUCGAAGGGGUGGCACUCCGUGGUCGACACCAACCUGUCGGGCACCUUCAACAUGUGCAAAGCAGCUUACAACUCUUGGAUGAAAGAACAUGGAGGAUCUAUUGUCAACAUCACCAUGCUUAGUAAAAAUGGAUUUCCAGGAGCUGCGCAUAGUGGAGCUGCCAGAGAAGGUGUUUGCUGCCUCACCAAAACCUUAGCUUUGGAAUGGGCCAGGAGUGGAGUAAGGCUCAACUGUGUUGCCCCGGGAAUCAUUUAUUCCCAGAGUGCUUUUGGCAACUAUAGUCACUUGACACCAGAAGUAAUUGGAGGGUUCAUUCGGGCAAUCCCAGCUAAAAGAUUUGGAGUUCCUGAAGAGGUCUCCUCCGUGGUGUGCUUCCUGCUCUCUCCAGCAGCUUCCUUUGUCACUGGGCAGGUCGUGGCUGUGGAUGGGGCCCAGUCUUUGUGUAAUAUAAUGUAUGAUGUACCAGAUCAUGACAACUGGCCAGACGGAACAGGGGACCUUUCUGCUGUCAAAAAGAUGAAAGCGUCUUCAAAGGUUAAGGCCAGUCUCUAAGGAAAGAAGGAUACGUCUUCUGUCCCCAAAUGCCUUACCAUCCAUACUUCAUAGGAGUAAAUGCACUUCUAUACUUUAUAGGAGUUUGUAAUUUGUGGGGGGAGAUCGCUUGGUGCCUUUUUCAGAUUGUCGACUUUGUCUAUGCAAAAAUGAUUCCCGAUAUAAAUGCAUUUUUUAAGUCUCAAUCAAUACCUUUUAGCCAGUGAUUUAAAACAUUUUUAAGAAUGGAAAUUAACAUACUUUAUGAUUAUAUUUUUUGUUUCUGGAAGGGUGUUUGAAAGAUGAAAUAACUUCUCCCAAGACGUUUAACUGUAGAGGUAGACAACAAAUCUGAAUUGUGGCAUCAUUACAAUUCUGAUAACCAGAGUCAUACAGUGAUAUAUUUUACCUUGCAAAUAUUUUGGAUCAAUAAAGCUUUAUGGCAAUUAUC